AUCUCUCUCUCCCUUUCUCUCCCCUGUCGCUCCCGCUCCGCUGUACACUGGAAGAGAGCUCCAGCGGCGUAAGGCAACAGAAAAGGAGGCGACUCUGCAGAAAAAGCCCACUCCCUCCCUCCCUCCUUCUCUCGCCGCCAUCGCCUCCGCCUCCAUCCUUUUCCCACCCUCUUUUGAAUUGAAAGGAAGAAAGAACCAGCAAGGAAGUAUGGAGGAAGAAUUGCAGAAGCGGAACACGGAUUGCGUUUACUUCCUCGCUUCUCCCCUCACUUGCAAGAAGGGAGCUGAAUGUGAUUAUCGGCAUAGUGAGAUGGCAAGGCUCAAUCCUAGGGAUUGCUGGUUCUGGUUGUCCGGAACCUGCCUUAACCCAACCUGUGCCUUCAGACAUCCUCCUCUAGAGAAGCCAGCUGAAGCUUCUUCAGAAUCGGGUCCAGCGCCAAGUCAGCCUCCUCAACAAUCAAACAAGACCUCUGUACCUUGUUACUUCCACUUCCAGGGCUACUGCAGCAAAGGCGAGAAAUGCACAUUUUCCCAUUCUCCAGAUGUCAGCUCCAUCCCAACUGCAAAAACUCUGAAGCCACCGCCUCCCACCAACAACUCUGUUGUUCAUCCUGCUGACAGCAAUAACAAGACUCUGUCAGGAACUAAAGCUGCAUCUGUCCCCGCCCCCAAGGCGCAGAACAAUAUUCCCCUAGCAACUCAUCAGAAGCCAUCUGUCCCUAAAGAUGUGGUACCAAAGAGUUCCUCUCUCCAAAUCAGUGCGCCUCAUGGUGAUCCAGCUGGUGUUCUCGAGUCUUCUGAUACCUUGUUGCCAUCUGAAAGCUACAACGAGGCCGGAUCAUACAUGGGUGCUGCUGAUCAGGACUCAGAAGAGAACAUUGAUGGUCAUGUAGAACCGGAGGAGCGGUGGGAAUCAUCUCCCGGUUUCGAUGUUCUCGUCGAUAAUGAUGAAGAGGCAGAAGAUCAAAAUCUAUGCUACGAGAAUGAGCAGGAGUACAUGGUGUCCCUCAACAGGGAAGAAGGUAGAGAGCUUGAUAGCAAUCUUCCAUUUGUGGAAUAUGAGUUAGAAGAACGGCAAGUUGAGUAUGAACGGCGAUUGGGAUCACGUGAAAGGCGCGGAGUGGAUCUCCGGGACCACCUGAGGAAACGCCGUGCCAUCGACGAUGGUGAGCCACCCUUGGAGAGAUCGAUGAGAAGGCGGCACCACGACGAAUCACUUCCACGCAGGGACAGGAGCCGUGAAAGACCUUACAAGCACGGACUGAGUGAAAGGCUACGUGGGAGAUUGGCAUCUGAGGUGGGAGGAAGGAAUGGUAGUGAUUAUGUAAUACCCUCAAGGCACUCUCCGUAUGAUAGGGCACCAAGGCUACACCACAGGGAAAGAAGGGGGGUACCAAGGAGGCCACAGCCACCUUUUAUACCUUCUGAGAGGGAUUUUGUGCCAUCAGAGUUGAGGAGGAAGCCAGUUGGAAGAGAGAGGUCAGUUGAGGUAUCUGGGGAAUUUUCGGGGCCAAAGAGUCUUGCUCAAAUAAGAGAAGAGAAGAGAAGGGUCGUUGAGAGAAAUGGGCAUUACAACGAGGACAGAGAUGACGAUGAUAUGGGUGUAAUUGAGUCAGCGAAUUUCGAUGGACCGAAGCCACUGAACGAGAUUCUGAAGGAGAAGAAGAAGUUGAGUUCUUUUGUAGAGUACAACAACGGUAGCAGCAACUGAGAAAAAUGCCUGAAGGAAGGAAAGUUUGUGGAUGAAAGAUUUGGAUCGAGUAAAGGGUUGUUUGAUUAUUUUUAUAGGGAGAUGAUGAUGAUGAAGAAGAAUGAGCUUCCCUUUUUAGAUUCUUCUGGGGGAAUUUGUGCUGUAGUGUAUUUUGUCUUCUAGAGGAGGGGCUCUUUUUUUUUUUUUUUUUUUUUUUCUGUAACACAGUUCUUCAACCUUCUGUUAUUCGCUACAGAUAUCUGUGUCCAGCUUCAGCUGCUGCUGCUGUGCCAUGGCUUAGUAGUGAAAACCAUGCAGGCCAGGGGUUGGUCAUUGGUGGCAUUUGUAUUGAGAAUUCUGCUAGCUUUAUGGUGGGUGGCAUUUAUAGUGGGUUUUCUUACCCAGAGUAUUUGGGAGAUCAAAAUCUAGUGCUCUCGGGUCCGGAUGGUUGUGGUGUGUGCGAAACGAGGAAAAUCAAAAGGUUGUGGACGU
Messenger RNA from Linum trigynum, 2182 nucleotides. The record is from the annotation of a GenBank genome assembly. NCBI's taxonomy places the organism in Eukaryota, Viridiplantae, Streptophyta, Magnoliopsida, Malpighiales, Linaceae.